UGGUGGCGCGUGGGGCCGGCGGACGGUUGAUGAGAGCAGAGCUCGCGCUCAGGCAGCGAGAGCCGGCGCCAUGGUGGAGAAGGAGGAGGCCGGCGGCGGCAUCAGCGAGGAAGAGGCGGCGCAGUAUGACCGGCAGAUCCGUCUGUGGGGAUUGGAGGCCCAGAAACGGCUGCGGGCCUCCCGGGUGCUUCUUGUCGGCAUGAAAGGCCUCGGGGCUGAAAUAGCCAAGAACCUCAUCCUGGCAGGAGUGAAGGGCCUGACCAUGCUGGAUCACGAACAGGUUUCUCCAGAAGACCCCGGAGCUCAGUUCCUGAUCCGUACUGGGUCGGUUGGCCGAAACAGGGCCGAAGCCUCUCUGGAGCGAGCCCAGAAUCUCAACCCCAUGGUAGAUGUGAAGGUGGACACUGAGAAUAUAGAAAACAAACCCGAGUCGUUUUUCACUCAAUUUGAUGCUGUAUGUCUGACUUGCUGCUCCAGGGAUGUCAUAGUUAAAGUUGACCAGAUCUGUCACAAAAAUAGCAUCAAGUUCUUUACAGGAGAUGUUUUUGGCUACCAUGGAUACACAUUUGCCAAUCUUGGAGAGCAUGAAUUUGUAGAGGAGAAAACCAAGGUUGCCAAAGUUAGCCAAGGAGUAGAAGAUGGACCUGAUACCAAGAGAGCAAAACUUGAUUCAUCUGAGACAACUAUGGUCAAAAAGAAGGUGGUCUUCUGCUCUGUUAAAGAGGCACUGGAAGUGGACUGGAGCAGCGAUCAAGCCAAGGCAGCUCUGAAGCGCACGACCUCGGAUUACUUUCUCCUUCAAGUGCUCUUGAAGUUCCGCACGGAUAAAGGAAGAGACCCGAGUUCUGAUACCUUUGGGGAAGAUUCUGAGUUGUUGCUCCAGAUUCGAAACGAUGUGCUUGACUCCCUGGGUGUUAAUCCUGACCUGCUUCCUGAAGACUUUGUCAGGUUCUGCUUCUCCGAGAUGGCCCCCGUGUGUGCCGUGGUUGGAGGGAUCUUGGCCCAGGAAAUUGUGAAGGCCCUGUCUCAAAGGGACCCUCCUCACAACAACUUCUUCUUUUUUGAUGGCAUGAAGGGGAAUGGGAUUGUGGAGUGCCUUGGCCCCAAGUGAACCCACGACUUGGCAACCCCAGAGAUGCCAACCCGCAGCAUGCCCACGUGUGUCCCCUGUCCCCUUCCCCCACGAAGGCAUCUCCGGGGAGGGAGAGGGGGAGUCAUUGGACCAGUACAGACCGUGUCCUGCGACCACUGAGGUGGACGGAUGUGCCGCUUCCCAGUACCAGCAGCUGCUGAACAGGGGGCGCGGGGUCUGGCUCUCUCCACCCCGGCACUGUCGAGACUGUGCCAGCCCCCGAGUGGCCAUCACCUGAAAGCCCCUCUGAUGCCUCUCUGUCCUGGUGCCACCACGGCAUCACCAGCCCUCUGGGGCACCGUGGGAGAUGCCUGCCAGGAACCAGCGCGCCUUGUUGCCUAGGAGCCCGUACCGCCGUCUUGGACUUAUUCCCCGCCUGAUGUCAUACAGAGAGAGCACGACUUCGGGUGGGGACCGAGGCCCAGGUCCAAGGAAACACUAGUGGAACCACGGUUCCCAGUGCCCACAGGGGCCCUUAGAGAGGAAAAAACACAGCAGGCGGAAUGUAUUUCCUCCAAAGUUUGAGGGCCUGAAAAACAACAGGUGGCAUCUGCUGUGCUGUUCUUGAGUUUUAGUUUAGGAUUAGUUGAGUUCCAGCCUGGAUUUGGGAAGAGAGGAAAAGUUACCAAGUCCUCUUGGGUAUUAAGGCGAGACCUUGUAAAUUGAGUAUUAGUGGGAAAAGUUUGUUUGAAAAGGCAGUUUCCAGGGCCCCACCCCCUGGGGAUUCUGAUUUAUUGGGGCCGAGCUCAGACAGAGGAGCCUGCCAUUUUAAAAGAACCCCCACCAGUGAUGCAGCACAGGCCACUCCGGAGGCUGUUGCGAAUAAGGGCUGUGUCGGUCCUUUACCCCUUGAAUCACAGCUGUUUGUGUUUUUUUAUAUUUUCUAUAUUUUCUUGGCUCUUUAAAAAGAAAUGAUAGAAAUAAAGUUAUUUGCUUUAGAA
Molecule: messenger RNA, 2073 nt
Organism: Diceros bicornis minor
Lineage: Eukaryota; Metazoa; Chordata; Mammalia; Perissodactyla; Rhinocerotidae
Gene: SAE1
Product: SUMO1 activating enzyme subunit 1
Exons: 9
Coding region: 71-1111 (346 amino acids)
Biological process (GO): protein sumoylation
Cellular component (GO): SUMO activating enzyme complex; cytoplasm
Molecular function (GO): SUMO activating enzyme activity
Source: RefSeq, a predicted model, not a curated record